CUCCUUUCCGGCGGUGACGACCUCCCUACGAGAACAUGCCUCUCGCAAAGGAUCUCCUUCAUCCCUCUCCAGAGGAGGAAAAGAGGAAACACAAGAAAAAGCGCCUGGUGCAGAGCCCCAAUUCCUACUUUAUGGAUGUGAAGUGCCCAGGAUGCUAUAAAAUCACCACGGUCUUUAGCCAUGCACAGACGGUAGUCCUGUGUGUCGGCUGCUCCACUGUCCUCUGUCAGCCUACAGGCGGGAAAGCAAGACUGACAGAAGGAUGCUCCUUCAGGAGGAAGCAGCACUGAAAAGCACCAGAUUCGAGAUGAGUGGGAACCAUCCCAAUAAACACAUUUUGGAUAUAUAGUGUUUGUCUUGUUUAACUGGUAGGAAGUUGUGCCUCACGUAUCCCAGGGCAACCAGAAGAGUGGUCCUU
Messenger RNA from Chionomys nivalis (European snow vole), 418 nucleotides. It is a transcript of the gene Rps27, whose product is annotated as ribosomal protein S27. Gene Ontology annotation, biological process: translation; ribosomal small subunit assembly. The coding region runs from base 36 to 290 and encodes 84 amino acids. Gene Ontology annotation, molecular function: RNA binding; structural constituent of ribosome. NCBI's taxonomy places the organism in Eukaryota, Metazoa, Chordata, Mammalia, Rodentia, Cricetidae. The transcript is spliced from 4 exons. The record is from RefSeq and is a predicted model, not a curated record. Gene Ontology annotation, cellular component: ribosome; cytosolic small ribosomal subunit.